Suillus plorans is the source of this 1082-nucleotide messenger RNA. RefSeq lists its product as uncharacterized. The coding region runs from base 221 to 850 and encodes 209 amino acids. NCBI's taxonomy places the organism in Eukaryota, Fungi, Basidiomycota, Agaricomycetes, Boletales, Suillaceae. The record is from RefSeq and is a predicted model, not a curated record. The transcript is spliced from 4 exons.
GGCUCUCGUCCAAACCAAUUCCGAACAUGUACAUUAAAGGCGACUCUCAAAAGUAUAUGUUCCGUUAUACAAGUUCUUAGCUAGACAGGAUCGAAGACACCAAUUUCAAUUGUCAUCAUAGCACCAAAGGAGCAGUAACAGCCCAGGUGUUUGGGUCCAUACAUGAUGCAUGACUCCGUAGUCCAGUCCGUCUCCACAUCUGAGCCGUCCUUGUAAAUCCAUGUGGAUAUCCUGGUCUAAGUUAUACCGUGUUCUAUUAAUCAAGACAGUGAUGUUUAAGAUCCGGGCGGUGCGUCGCGACAUGAAUAUUGGUGCACUAAUAGAAGAAGCACAUUGCUUCCCGCUUCGGUCAUUGCAGAGUCCAGACUGGGCCUCUUUGAUGGGAGCGGAGCGCCGAUAUCAGAACAUCAAAGCGCAGUUUGCGUUUCUACUCAGUUUCUACCACGGGCAUUCAUCUUGCUCGGCAAUGAAUGAUAAUACUACACUCCACUACUAUCUGCGUCCGUAUAUGUUCUUGGCGUCUGAUGUAUUUCUGGAUGUUAACCAUUCAGCUAUCACCGCUAUGUUCUGCAGUGUCUCUGGCGCUGGGCAGCCCUUCGCUCAUUCCCGUUAUAAUCAUGAACCUUCCCGUUUUCAGGGUCGGCACAAUGACACAUGCUAUGACGAAGUUGACAACUCACAUCAAGAAUCAAGUGACGGCUCGGAGGAGUGGGAAUCAGGCACUGUGAUUGCGCAGUGCAGUGUGCAAAAUACCAAAGGGCGAAAGUGCCGCAGUAAAACAAGUUGCUUCCCGGUGACUCCAUCUCCGUCGGACUCUAUCACUAAAUCGUGCAACUCCAACAGCCACUGAUCCGUUGAAUCGCCUCUCAGCUCCUACUUUGUUUUUGAUCUUCGCAAACUGAUCGGUACAACAUAUCCCCAAGGCGCAGGCACGUGCUGCAUACGUGGCAGCACGUUCAAGGGCUUGGCACCGAAGACGUGCAACUUGAGGUGGCAAAACACGCCUUUAGUUUGCAAGCGCCAUUCAGGAUAUCAUGUGCCGUACAUAAUCAUGGAAACGACCGAUUACAGUUCCGAACAUC